This is a messenger RNA of Micromonas pusilla CCMP1545, 948 nucleotides long. RefSeq lists its product as uncharacterized. The record is from RefSeq and is a predicted model, not a curated record. The transcript has 2 exons. The annotation marks the transcript as partial. Gene Ontology annotation, molecular function: NAD binding; oxidoreductase activity, acting on the CH-OH group of donors, NAD or NADP as acceptor. NCBI's taxonomy places the organism in Eukaryota, Viridiplantae, Chlorophyta, Mamiellophyceae, Mamiellales, Mamiellaceae.
CUCGUGAACGCCGCGAGGCUCGACUUCGACGCGAAGCUCGACCUCUCGAAGAUCGCGGACGCGUGCGGCGGCGCGUCGUGCCUCACGCGGCACGACGACAGCACGCCGUCGCCCGCGGUCAUCGCGACGCGCGCGACGAACCACGACAUCGUGAUAACGAAGGAAGUACCGGUGGACGUCCACCUUCUCCCGCCCAGCGUGAAGCUCAUAUGCGAGGCCGGGACGGGGUACAACAACGUCGACUUGGACGCCGCCAAAAGGCGCGGGAUCGUCGUGUGCAACGUCCCGACGUACAGCACGGACGCGGUCGCGCACCUCGUCGUGACGCACGUCCUCAACUUCUCAGCGUCCAUCGUGCACCAGCAGCGCGUGCUCGCGCGCGGCGACCGGAGCAACUUCGCGGGUCCGAAGCUCACGCACGCGCACGACGAGGUCGGCGGGAAGACGAUCGGGCUCGUCGGCGGCACCGGCGCGAUCGGCGCCAAGGUGGCGGACAUCGCGGCCGCGCUCGGGAUGAAGACGCUCGUGUGGAGCAGACGCGCGACGACGACGGCGAGGUGGGAGGCGGCGCGAUCGCUGCACGACCUCCUCGAGAGGAGCGAUUACGUCUCCGUGCACUGCCCUCUGAACGCGGAGACGCGACACUUGAUCGACGCGGUCGCGCUGGGGAAGAUGAAGAAGACCGCGUACCUCAUAAACACCGCGCGCGGGGGCGUCGUGUGCGAAGAGGACCUCGUGGACGCGCUGAAGAAGGGAACCAUCGCCGGCGCCGGGUUGGACGUGCAAGAGACGGAGCCGCCGCCGGAGGACUCGCCGCUGUACACGCUCCCGAACGUGAUCCUGACGCCGCACAUCGGGUGGAAGCGCGUGGAGACGAGGCAGCGGCUCAUGGACAUGGUCGCGGAGAACAUCGCCGCGUUCUUGGACGGGAAGCCCGUGAACGUCGUC